GUAUCGUUUAAAGUGCAAAGAAAGCAAAAGAUACCUUCACAGAGCAUCAUCGACAACCGCUCACUUCGCUCCAAUAUAACUUUAGUUCUCAAAAACACCUCUGUAGUUCCUUUCAGGCAUAUAAACAACAGUAAAUUCGCGUGCCUGUAUUGUGAAAAGGGGUUUCUAUUCUUCAAAGAAUUGAAAUCCCACAUGGAUUCCCACAGGAAUAUAACGGAAGAAGAGAUUAACGUGUCUCUAAAAACUCCUAGAGAUUUAAUAAAGGCUGAUCUAAGCGAAAUAUCCUGUACACUUUGUGGGGAAAACUUCAAAAACAUCGACAGUGUUAUAGAGCAUUUGGUGGAAGUCCACAAAAAGAUUUAUCAUCAGAACUUACGGAUGAAACCUCCUCACGGAAUUUUGGGUUUCGAUCUUAGCUCCGAGCAGUUAAAGUGCAGUGUGUGUCAGAAACAGUUCAGGUUUUUCAAGAACCUAUCUGUCCACAUGAAUGAGCAUAGCACAUGUUUUAUGUGCCACGUGUGCGGCAAAAAAUUCAUAUCGGACCAUAGACUGCAGACGCACAUAAUGAUGCACAAACGGACGAAUAUAUUCUGCAAGCAUUGCAACAAAGACUUUAAGACUGUGGCAGCAAGGAACUACCAUAUACGAAAGGAGCAUAACGAAGCUCCAUACAAAUGUCCGGAGUGUUCUGAAAGUUUUACGCAGUACCAUCACAGGUUGAAGCAUUUGGUUGAGCGGCAUAAGGUGAAGAAGCCGGAGUUUAAAUGCGAUAUUUGUGGACGCGAGUUAGCUAGUUCUGGGGGACUUGCAGCCCAUAAAAGGUAUUCCCACUUGAAGACGGUUCAGUACCCUUGUGAAAUAUGUGGGAAAGUUUUCGCGUACAAAUGGAUAUGGCAGAGGCAUAUGGAUGUCCACACUGGUGCCAAAAACUUUGAGUGUAAGUUCUGUAAUAAGAAAUUCGCUAAGUCGUAUUCACAGCAAAUGCACGAAAGGAUUCAUAUGAACGAUAAAAGGUACGUCUGCGGAAUAUGUAAAGCCGCGUUUAUACAGAAGUGCAGUUUGAAGAACCACACUAAAGUCCAUCAUCCGGAGGCUGAUUUGAGCAAAUUGUGAAUUGGAAUAUGUAUUACUGUGAUGUGAUUUCUAGUCAAAAUUUAAAUGAAAAAUCAAAACAUUGAAUUAGAACUAAGGCCCUUGAGAUCGUUGGUCCAUCA
Messenger RNA from Ostrinia nubilalis (European corn borer), 1214 nucleotides. RefSeq names its product gastrula zinc finger protein XlCGF8.2DB-like. Gene Ontology annotation, cellular component: nucleus. NCBI's taxonomy places the organism in Eukaryota, Metazoa, Arthropoda, Insecta, Lepidoptera, Crambidae. Gene Ontology annotation, molecular function: RNA polymerase II transcription regulatory region sequence-specific DNA binding; DNA-binding transcription factor activity, RNA polymerase II-specific. Gene Ontology annotation, biological process: regulation of transcription by RNA polymerase II. Bases 193 to 1113 code for a protein of 306 amino acids. The record is from RefSeq and is a predicted model, not a curated record. The transcript has a single exon.